This is a messenger RNA of Penicillium longicatenatum, 738 nucleotides long. RefSeq names its product Ubiquitin carboxyl-terminal hydrolase. Gene Ontology annotation, biological process: ubiquitin-dependent protein catabolic process; protein deubiquitination. Gene Ontology annotation, cellular component: cytoplasm. Gene Ontology annotation, molecular function: cysteine-type deubiquitinase activity. NCBI's taxonomy places the organism in Eukaryota, Fungi, Ascomycota, Eurotiomycetes, Eurotiales, Aspergillaceae. The coding region runs from base 1 to 738 and encodes 245 amino acids. The transcript has 2 exons. The record is from RefSeq and is a predicted model, not a curated record.
AUGUCUAUCCCCAAAGCGGAGGUUGUUCAUGGCCUCAAGACAUUCAUUCCUCUGGAGAACAACCCAGAGGUCCUGUCGCAUCUCUGCCAAAACCUUGGUGUGGCUCCUGGACUCACCUUUCAUGAUGUUUUCUCUACAUCGCCGGACUCCCUGUCGUGGAUCCCUCGCCCCAUUCAUGCACUGAUCCUGCUCGCGGACUGGCCCAUAUAUAAUGCAGCCCGGUCUGCAGUGGUACCUACGAUCCCGGAAUAUCAGGGCUCUGGUGCGGGCGAACCGAUCAUCUGGAUCAAACAGACGAUCGGACAUGCCUGCGGUCUGAUGGCGCUGCUGCACUGCGUCUUCAAUCUAGAUGGGGGACGAUAUGUCCGUCGGGAUUCGAAAUUGGGGGACAUUUUGAAGUGUGCCAUCGAACUUGAACCGGCUGAACGAGCACAGUUGUUGUAUGACUCCAAUUUUCUUGAAGAAGCACACAUGGAGGCUGCAUCUCAGGGUUCAUCUGCGGCUCCUUCGCCCCACGAUGAGAAUCAUCACCACUUCGUCGGGUUUGUCCAGAAGGACAGCCAGGUAUGGGAGCUCAAUGGAGGCAUGAAGGGGCCUUUAUUGCGGGGAACCCUUGAUGGAGACGAUCUGCUGAGCGAGCGGGGGCUGGAAUUAACCGUGCAGGACUUUUUAGAGGCGGCAGCGAAAGGAGGAUAUGGUGAAAUGAGUAUCGUGGCAAUAGCUGGGAUGGAUGCUUAG